GUUAAAAUGUCAAGGAACGGUGCUGUGAGCCAACUACUUUACCCACUGCGCCACUGUCCUCCCAUUUUCAAAUCCAGAAUCCUAAAUAAGUCCAGACAUUUCUAAGAAUUUUGUUAAAAAAAAUCUUGCCACUAGAGGUCACCCUCCCGCAAAAAAAUCCAUAUGGCUUGCCAUUUAUUUAAGAUAUACUAUAUUACCUUGCCGAUGAUUAUUGUGAUGAUCAUUUAUAAUGCUAUUAGGUGUUUUCCAUGUUAAGUUUCAUCGAUAUUGGUUUGAUAGAAAUUAGAUGUCAUUCCUUAAAACCACAAAAACCAAAAUGUCCGCAAGUACUGUUUUACAUGGCACAUGUCUCCAGUUAUAAAAGGUUGAAAAAUGCCAGUAAGUUAUAUGGGGACAAUGUUAGGCGCUGCGGGUUAGGAUUCUGUCCCCAUGAUCGGAAGGUAUGUGGUUCAAAUCCCAGCGUUAGAAAAGUGAUUUUAGGGUUGGGUCCCUGAGCGACACCCUUAACCCCAAUUGUUCUAGAGACCGUCGGACCCUGUUUCUCAAAUAUGUACGUCAUGUGGCUCAAAGCGUCUGCUCAAAUAAAUAAAAUGUAAAUACUAGCUGUUGAAUACUGAGGAGGUGCAGAUUUAGCGGACCAAUCAGCGAUGCCUCUCGGCUUCCCUGCUGGUUGUUAAGCGCUCUUCCCGUUUUCUAUAGCUGAGCGUCAAACCAGUUAUCCGGUUACGAAUUGGAACGUGUGUUUUUUCUGAAACUUGCUGUGGAUUUCUAAUAAUUAGAAAAUAUUUCCAUAUUUACGUAAUGGUGUGUGGAGGUUUUACUUGUUCUAAACAUGCGCUCUCCGCUCUCAACAUUCUUUACGUGAUGGUGAGCCUCCUCGUGAUCGGGGUCGCCGCCUGGGGAAAAUGGUUCGGCCUAGUCUCCAGCUUCCAAGUGGUGGGUGGCAUGAUCGGAGUGGGCUCCUUCCUCUUCGUCGUGGCGCUGGUCGGGCUCAUCGGGGCGGUGAAGCACCAUCAGGUCCUGCUCUUCUUUUACAUGAUCGUCCUUUUCCUGGUGUUUGUGGUGCAGAUAUCAGUGUCUUGUGCCUGUCUAGCAAUAAAUGAAGACCAACAGGGGCAGCUGCUGGAGGUGGGCUGGAACAACUCUGAAAGCAUGCAGAGAGACGUGGAGAAAACGCUCGACUGCUGCGGCUUCUCGUCCGUCGACUACAACAGGACAUGUGACGCGGCCUGUUCCCGCGACCUCCUAUGCAGCCCCUGCAAGACCAAGAUCGAAGAGCAUGCCGAAGAAGUGCUGCGCUUCGUGGGAGGAGUUGGCCUCUUCUUCAGCUUCACCGAGAUUUUGGGCGUGUGGCUGACGCACAGGUACCGAAAUGAGAGAGACCCCCGAGCAAAUCCAAGCGCCUUCCUCUGAAUAGACUUUUAAGAUUUUAAAGAUAACUCUACCAUGCUGGGACAUUUGGGUAUUAUUUUUGUGGAAAAAAAAAUCUCCUGCGCAGUUGACAGGUCAAAUCAUAUGGAGAAAGUGGACAUUUCUCAGCAUUUUGUAUUGUAUUGACUGAAGCAAUUGUAAUGCUCCUCAUUCGUUUCCAAGUUUCGCUCUUUUUCCAUCAUAGUUAAUUAUCCAAAUUCACUUCUGUAUUUUUAAUCAUUGGUCUUAGCUUUAAAAAUAAAGCAUCUCCUGUU
This is a messenger RNA of Paramormyrops kingsleyae, 1685 nucleotides long. It is a transcript of the gene tspan13a, whose product is annotated as tetraspanin 13a. Lineage: Eukaryota; Metazoa; Chordata; Actinopteri; Osteoglossiformes; Mormyridae. Gene Ontology annotation, cellular component: membrane. The record is from RefSeq and is a predicted model, not a curated record.